Bactrocera latifrons is the source of this 690-nucleotide messenger RNA. RefSeq lists its product as uncharacterized. NCBI's taxonomy places the organism in Eukaryota, Metazoa, Arthropoda, Insecta, Diptera, Tephritidae. The record is from RefSeq and is a predicted model, not a curated record. The transcript is spliced from 2 exons. Bases 1 to 690 code for a protein of 229 amino acids.
AUGUGCUUUCUUUAUAAAUGGGAUUCACGUGCUACCAGCAGCCAUUAUCAUAUUAAAUAUUUCCCAGAACGUAAAGAAAAUAUUAUUGGUGACUUAAAUGUAAGCCAUGAAUCUCUUGUCCCAAAAUAUAAGGUCAUACUUCCACCGCUGCAUAUUAAGUUGGGCGUGGUGAAAAAUUUUAUUAAAAGCUUAAAUACACAAGGAUAUGCUUUCAAACGCAUUCAAACAAUUUUCCCCAGAUUAUCUGCAGCAAAAUUAAAAGAAGGAAUGCUCGUUGGACCCGAUAUAAGAAAAUUAUUACAAGAUGAAGAAUUUUAUGGUCAUCUGUCGGAUAUGCAAAAGACAGCAUUUGACUUUAUGCAGCUGGUUAUAUCAGAAUUCCUUGGAAACUCGAAAGCACAAAACUAUGCAGAAAAUAUUGAAAGCAUGCUGAUCGGUUUUAACAAUAUUGACGUUAAGAUGUCACUAAAGCUGCAUUUUCUGCACUCUCAUCUCAAUUUUUUUAAAGAAAACCUUGGAGCGGUUCCAGAUGAACACGGUGAAAGGUUUCAUCAGGAUAUAAAGGUAUUGGAAGAAAGAUUCAAAGGGAAAUCCCAAAGUGUAAUGCUUGCUGAAUACGUAUGGGGCUUGUACAGAAACCUUGACACAUCGGAACAUUCACGUCAAGCUAAAUACAGGAAAGCACAUUAA